AGAAAGUUUGAUGGAAGAUCCAAAGCGAAGUUGCAACCAUUUUUUUUAUAACGGUAGAAAAAUUCCAAUUUUUUUAAACGCACUCAUCACGUGUUUUUCGAAUGAAAAUAAUCAUUAAUUAUAGUACAAAAACACUGUUUCAAGAAUUUUAGCCAUCCGGGAGGCAAAUAACUCAAUGGAAUUGAGCUAUUAAAUAAACACGAACUCUCUACGAUGUGUGGUUGAUGAGAUCUCAAAUCUAAAUGUUUGCCCAAUAAAAGCUCAAUUCCUUGACUGACUCUAGAAAGGAAGCCAUGUGAUGCCAUUAAUGAAGUCGUGUGAAGCUAAUAAUUUGGGGGUGGUAACAAGGUGCGUGUCAGGUGGAGCUGAUGUGUGAAGUAAGGUGGGUCCGAGUUUGAGGAGGUUUGUAAUAUAUCGUAACAACAGUUAAUGAGCCUUCAAGAUACAUACAUACAGUAUCAAGCGUACAUGCUGUAUCAACGAAUUCAAAAUACAUACAUACAGCAUAUAAACGCAGACAAUAAAGAACUUUUAAAUAUCUAUGGAAACGUGGAGAUCUGCAACAGUUUUCAAAGUUGCUUUUAUAAUCAACGUCUUUGAAUUUCUUUAUUGAUUUUGUUGGAUAAAAUAAUGGAAGAGACAAAAGAGUUAGAACAUAGACACUACGAAUAUACAAUGGAUUCGUUCAUACCAAAUAGCAAAUCAUCUGAUCUAAUGAAACCAGAGACUGAUGAUAAUAAUGAUGAUGAGGCUAGAAAACCAUUAGGAGAUUUCGUUGUGUACAGUCGGCGUUGGGCUAUAUUAAUCCUCUUUGUUUUUUACUCAGCAUCAAAUUCUAUGCAAUGGAUACAAUUUUCCAUUAUUGCAAAUAUUAUUCAGAAGUAUUAUAAUGUUUCUUCAACAUGGGUUUCAUGGACAUCAAUGAUUUAUAUGUUUUUAUAUAUAUUACUUGUUUUUCCUGGCAGCUGGGUCCUAGAUAAAUUGGGGUUACGUACGGCUGCAAUUUUCGGUUGUUUGGGUACCUGCUUGGGCGCUUGGAUUAAAAUUUUAGGCGUAAAUCCAGAUCUGUUCUAUGUAGCAUUUAUUGGUCAGUCAAUUGUUGCUGCAUCACAAGUUUUUAUUCUUUCUUUACCUGCUAAAUUGGCUGCUGUGUGGUUUGGUCCUAAUCAAGUUUCAUCUGCUUGCAGUAUUGGUGUUUUUGGAAAUCAGCUUGGUAUCGCAAUAGGUUUUCUUUUUCCAUCUAUUAUAGUCAAAAAUAGUGAUGACAUGAAUCAAAUUGGAAAUGAUUUGCAGUUUAUGUUUUAUUUAGUAGCUGCUUUUACAACAGUUCUUGCUGUCCUAAUUUGCAUAUUUUUUCAAAAAGCACCUCCUACUCCUCCGUCAGCAAGUGCAUUGUUAUCUGAGAGGCCAAAAAACAAUCACUCGUCUCCAUUUUUUCAUUCAAUAAAAAAUUUAUCGUUUAAUUUGAACUAUAUAUUACUUUUAAUCUCUUAUGGUAUAAACGUUGGUGUAUUCUAUGCAAUUUCCACUUUGUUAAAUCAAAUCGUAUUAACUCAUUACGACGGUGCUGAAAAAGAUGCAGGACGAAUUGGUUUAUGCAUUAUUGUUGCUGGCAUGCUUGGAAGCGUUUGUUGUGGAAUUGUCUUAGAUAAAACUCAUAAAUUCAAAGAAACAACUUUAGCAGUUUAUAUUUUAUCAUUAAUUGGAAUGAUUAUUUACUCUGCAACUUUGAGUACUGGAAUCAUCAUCGUAUAUAUAACUUCAUCAUUACUUGGUUUUGCUAUGACAGGAUAUCUCCCAGUUGGGUUUGAAUUUGCUGCCGAGAUAACAUACCCAGAAUCUGAAGGUACAAGUAGUGGAUUGUUAAAUGCAGGUGCUCAAGUAUUUGGUAUUUUAUUAACAAUCCUUUAUGGGGACAUCCUAGAAUCAUUUGGAGACAUAACUGCUAAUAUUGUGAUGGUUGGAUUUUUAUUAGCUGGUUGCAUAAUAACUGCAUUUAUCAAAUCUGAUUUAAGACGCCAAAAUGCUUAUAUGAGCUCAAUAAGUGAAUCAUAGAUUUAGGAAAUCAAUUCGGUUAAGGGUAAUUCCAUAGAAACAUUUCAUUGUUUACAAACUUGUCAUUUAGAAAGAAAAUUAAAAAUUCUUAAUUUCACUAUUUAUCUAUAAAUAUCUUUAGUUUAAAUGAUUUAAUAAUGAUUUCCAGACAAUAUUGUACAAGUUUAGAUGCUUAGAAAUACAUGGCAAAAUUCAACAAGAAAAUUUUAAAAUUCUGCAUUUUUCUGUGGAAAAUCUCUCCGCGUUACUUGGUAACAUAUUUGUAACAACCAUAGAAUUCAAAUUUUGGCUUAAUUAUAGACUUUUGAGCUUACUAAGAGAUUAUGGACGGAUUAUGAUAGAAUGUUCAAUAAUCUAUCAUUCUGUAUACUUUUUUGAUCAUAAAAAGCAGCCGAAGUAUAAGAAAAUUGAACUAAUCCGAAUAGAUAAAUAGCACGCUAUGAGCGCGCUCAAAUUUAGUGCUGAGCAUACUCGCGUGAGCGUGCUCUUUCAUACGAAAAGUGAUGCCACUACUUUACGCUAAUGAGCACGCUUUAUAAGCAUGCUCUGAGCACGUUAUUUUAACAAAUUUUGAGCAUGUUGUGUGACAUGCAACAUUUUUUAUGUCAUAUGAUGUGACAUUUGAGUAUACUCAGUGAGUGUGCUCGUGAGUGUACUCUGAGCAUGCUCACUGAGUGUACUCACAUUAUUUUAUAAUUUUCAAAAAAAUUAAAUUUUGAAAUUAUUUUUUUGAUAUAUUUUACUGUUGUAGAGUUUUUUAAUGUUCUAGAAUAAAUUUUGUUCAUUAAUAAUCUGAAAAAGACACUUAACAAAAUUUUGGAUUUUACCUGGAUUCGCAUAUUCACAAUGUGCUCACGAGUAUGCUUAAGAGUGUACUCAAGUGAGCAUGCUUAGAUUUAGGAAUUGAGUAUGCUCUCGAGCAUGCUCAAUAAAAUAAAAAAUUUCAAAAAAUUUGUUUUUUGUGAGCAUAUUCACAAUGUGCUCACAAGCAUGUUCAACUGAGUGUGCUCAGGUGAGCACGUUAAAUGAUGAUUUUGAGCAUGCUCAUUAACGUGCUCACAAAAGUGAGCACGUUCUUUGUCUAUUCGGGUAAGUGUUUGUAGAAUUGAUCUUUUUUUGUUGAGCGUUACCAAGUAACGACAAAGAAAUUGAAAUAAUUUACUAAUUAACUUGUAUACUUGUAUAAAAUUACGUAGCUUACGACUUUCUACAUAUCUUUUAAAAAAGCUUACUUUCUGAAAUUCGGUCUAAAUAUGUAAAAUCAAUUUGGAGACAAAUUUGUAGAAAAAUUGUUCCUUGGAAUUACCCUUAAAGUAAAUAUUUAAGAUGAA
Molecule: messenger RNA, 3386 nt
Organism: Chironomus riparius
Lineage: Eukaryota; Metazoa; Arthropoda; Insecta; Diptera; Chironomidae
Source: the annotation of a GenBank genome assembly